AUGGAUAAUGCCAACCUGUGGACUCGUCGAGCAAACUCUUCCAAAUUGUCCCUCUCCAUGUCCGGGACGGACGGCAAGGACGGUGCCCGUGUCGACCUGCCCCGCUCAUCCAAACGCUUCGGCCCUGACAGCUCCCACGGCCGCUCGAAUCCCUUCAACGCCAUAUCCCCCAUGUCCGCCGGUGUCUCCUCCCCGUCUACGAACGCCACCAACGCCUUUGGUCUGGGAUCUGGCGCCUUUGCCUCCUUCGGCGCUCCCAAGACACCAGGCGGGAGUACCUCAGAUGUGAAGACCCCGGGAGGAGAGAAGCGAGAGUUUUCCGGCGAUCAUGAAGAGGCUCUUCGGGCUAGGGAACUGGUUGCUGCCGCAGUAUCCGGGUCCGGGUCCGUGUCCGGUGGUCCUGGCGAACAUCCGCUCAAGUCGACCUGGAUCGUCUGGUAUCGGCCUCCUACACCGAAGUACUCCGACUAUGAGAAGUCUACAGUACCGCUCGCGUCGAUAUCGUCGGUGGAGAGUUUCUGGGGCACUUAUUCGCAUCUUAAGCGGCCUUCUCUGCUUCCGACUGUGUCGGAUUAUCACAUCUUCAAGAAGGGCAUUCGUCCGGUGUGGGAAGAUGAGGCUAACAAGCGGGGUGGCAAGUGGAUUGUUCGAUUGAAGAAGGGCGUCGCCGAUCGGUACUGGGAGGAUUUGCUGUUGGGGAUGGUGGGUGAUCAGUUUAUGGAAGCCGGAGAUGAAGUCUGCGGCGCUGUGCUGAGUGUUCGCGGUGGCGAGGACGUCUUGAGUGUCUGGACACGAAACGACGGUGGGCGGAACAUCAAGAUCAGGUAUGUGCAUGUGCAUGUGCAGCAACAUUUUCCUUCUUCCAUGUCCAUCUCUCGCGGAGCUAAUUCUUUUCUUUUCCCCCCCAGAGAAACCAUCAAGCGGCUGCUUGCAUUCCCUCUGGACACCAACAUAGUCUGGAAGAGCCAUGACGAUAGUAUCGCCCAACGCUCCGCCAUUGACCAGGCACGCCAUGAAAAAUCGACUGCAACCGGAUCCACCCCUACUGGCCACCUAGGAACCGAACGACGACGCAACACCGGCCACGACGACUCGGACAAAGUCAAGGGCGUCACUCUGUCAUGA
Messenger RNA from Penicillium waksmanii, 1125 nucleotides. Its product is annotated as eukaryotic translation initiation factor 4E. The record is from RefSeq and is a predicted model, not a curated record. Gene Ontology annotation, molecular function: translation initiation factor activity; RNA 7-methylguanosine cap binding. Gene Ontology annotation, cellular component: eukaryotic translation initiation factor 4F complex; cytoplasm. Bases 1 to 1125 code for a protein of 374 amino acids. Gene Ontology annotation, biological process: translational initiation. The transcript has 2 exons. NCBI's taxonomy places the organism in Eukaryota, Fungi, Ascomycota, Eurotiomycetes, Eurotiales, Aspergillaceae.